This is a messenger RNA of Podarcis lilfordi (Lilford's wall lizard), 25058 nucleotides long. The record is from the annotation of a GenBank genome assembly. NCBI's taxonomy places the organism in Eukaryota, Metazoa, Chordata, Lepidosauria, Squamata, Lacertidae.
UCCAGUCUUCUGCCUUACCAGUCUCGAUAGACAGCAGCCACCACUAACGAUAAGUAAAGAAAGGAAGGAAUGGGGUACCCCUCACUACACACAGCAGAUGUGAGCAUCGAGGGCACCGCUCCAAGCCAAGGCUGGACUUUGUCCCACCACUGCUGCACAGAUUGUAUGACAGUCGGGCCAGGCAAUUCAGGCUACAGCUGCGAGCAAGCUUUCACUUUUGCCUGAAAACAACAACCCAGGCACGGGACACAGAAAAGGAUCUGCAGAGGGGAACCAGGGACGCAGCAGUCAUAGCGAGACAGUCAAGACAUCCACCCACUCCGCAACUCCUGAGGACUGGUGAGUACUAAAAAGGCUUAAAUAUUUUAGAGGAGGGGUUGGGGCACUCUGUUUUUGCCUGCCCUGUGAACAAAUGUCCGUAUCCAACUCUAGUCCUACUCAGGGGAGAAAUUAAUGGAUGUGAUCAGUGCUUCUUCUUUUGAAGAAAAGGUGCCGGCAUUCACCAUGAAGUUGUGAUGUAAGUCCCACACUUUUAACAUUUGGUGGGAGGGAAAGUUGCCAGUACUGUGUACCCAGGAAAAAAAGCACUGGAACUUAGGGACAUUGAUUCUAAUGGGUUUACUCUGAGUAGAACUUUGGUAGAUACAAGCCAAAGUUUUGUGUGUGUGUGUGUGUGUGUGUGUGUGUGUGUGUGUGUGCUGACAACCAGCCCUCACUCUCAAAUUACAAAAAAAAUAAAAAUAAAAAUGCAGACAGCUGUUGGCACUGUGCAAUAUGCUAUUUUGGGGGUUUGCUCAGUGCCCAUCAGUGCUUCUGUUAUAGGGAAAGGGUCACAGCACAGGGGUAGGUAGGGAGCUUGCAGAAAGUCCCUAGAUGACCCCUGGAAAUGGAGGGAAUGGGGAGAGUCCUUCCCCACCCCAUUCUAGAUAACAAAUUUUUGAUCCUCCAGAGUGUCAUAAUUCUAAUGAACAUACUUUUCUUUGUCGGAAGAAAAAAUAUGCAUCCCCCCCACUGUUACAUAAGAAGGUCAAAGAGUAAGCUGCAUGAAUAAGCCUCUUCCAAGAAAUUCAGUGACUCACACACAAUAACACAUUUUACAUUCAAAAUGUGUGUCUCCCCCCUCCACCGCAUAGAAAACACACAAUACCAUAUUCACCUCCUAUAUCUUUGUUUAUUUUUUGUAAGAAAGGCAUGUAUGACUGGUCUCCAGGGAGAGGAAAGAAAUUCAGUUCUGUUCAAAUUGUAACGUGAAUCUACCACUUUCCAAAGCAAUAUGCAAACCAAAACACAAUUAUCCUUUAAAAUUCGCACUUCGUGUUUUUCGAUGCUGUUUUCCGAGCCAAGCAAUGUGCAUAGAAAUGCAUAUAUUCAUGAAAACAACGUAUUAAAAUGCAUUAUAUCAGUGGAAAUUACUUGCAUUUUUUUUUACUUCUGGAAAAACUGCAUUCAGAACUCUGUAUAUUAGGGAGGAAAUGUUCUGAAAUGCUAAUGGGAAUCCAUGAAGACUUAAAAUAAUAAUAAUCACAAACCUAGAAAUAUGGAGAACUGGAAAAAAGGGAAACAGAAAAAACCAAAAACAGAAUCGACAAGUUCACUUGCUGCCCCAAAGUCCCAUUUUCAAAACUUCAAACAGAAUUCUUCUGUAUAUACAGAAGAAUAAAUAUACAGAAUACAUAUACAUAUACAUAAUUCUUCUGUAUAUGUUUUAGCAAAACAUAUAUCCACAAAAUCGUUCUGCGCUAAUAAUGGAUGUUCAUUAUUUGCAUUGAUUUUUCAGUUUGCUAAAAAGUUAAUAAGUGACUACAACUAUUGCUAGAUCAAAGCCAAAAUCAACCUUGGCAUAUUUUUAUACCAGUGGACUAAACUGAAAAGUCAACAGCAGGAACACACCAUGAGCUGGUAUACAUUAUGCAGCGAGAAAAUAAGGGCACGGCGCCUUGACUUUCUUUCACAGCAUCUAGAUUCUCAUAUAAUAUGCUUCUUCUUUUCUUGAAGCAGAUCAUUGGCUUCAGUUUCUAUAUUAGUUAGGAGUGGGGGAGAUUUAGAAGUCCUAAAUUUGGCUUGGCAAGUGGGCUAGUUGGCCUUUAGAUACCCCAGCUCAAAGAGCACAUGGAAAGGGUGGAAUAAAUAAGAGUUGGGGAGACCUUUUCACCCCAAGGGAAGCAUUCCUUUCUGGACAACAUAGGAAGUAAUUCUUGCUGAUUCAAUUGGACUUAUUUUGCUUCUGAGCAGACAUUGUAAGGAUUGCACAGUUAGUUUAAGGUGCCACGAGGCAAAUACGUUGAUUUCUGUUUCCCUUGUUUUCUCAUUUUUCCAUUCUUAAGUUUGCUUCACAUUUCCACAUCGGUGUGUGUGUGAUAUUUAUGAAAAUUCACUAGCAUUUUAGUGCUAAUUUCUCCUUAUACACAAUUUUGCCUAAUAUCUACAUUUUUGUAGAGUGACUUCCCCUAAUAUCACACAUUUUUGCAUGUUGUUAGCAUGAAUGUAAGCAUCUUUAGGUACACUUUGCACUAAUAUAUGCUCUUGUAUAUAUGAGUUGCCUGACGAACUGUGCCACAAAAUUCAGAAAAGUGCAAAUUUCGCACGAUGGCUGUGUUUCGGUUCUUGUACUCCCCUCCCCCCGAAAGUACAAAUUAGGCAGAUUCACCUUUAAAUGAGAGCUGAAUAAAAUUUUCCCUACAUCCCCGGCACUGUUAGACGUUCAGGUUUAAAGUGCCCAUUUUGUGAAGAUUAGCUCAUCAGCCAGUGUGGCCUAGUGGUUAGACUGAGGUUCAAACCCCCGCUCAUCCAUGAAACUCACUGACUGACCUUGGGCCAGUCACAGUCUAUCAGCCUAACCUACCUCACAGGGGUGUUGUGAGGCCAAAAUGGAGAGGAACAGAACCACGUAUGGCACCUUGAGCUCCUUGGAGGAAAGAGGAAAUAGAAAUGUAGUGAUGAUAGAUAGAAGAUAGAUAGAUAGAUAGAUAGAUGAUAGAUAGAUAGAUAGAUAGAUAGAUAGAUAGAUAGAUGAUAGAUAGAUAGAUAGAUAGAUAGAUAGAUAGAUAGAUGAUAGAUAGAUAGAUAGAUAGAUAGAUAGAUAGAUAGAUGAUAGAGAUAGAUAGAUGAUAGAUAGAUGAUAGAUAGAUAGAUAGAUAGAUAGAUAGAUAGAUAGAUAGAUAGUAAUAUCUCUUUUGGAAGAAGAAGUACUUACAGAACUCCACCAGCAGGUACUGUGUUCCAUUCAGAGCCCUGUCAAAGUUGCUCUUUUUCAGGACCAGAACAUUGUCCUCCUCCUUGAUUUGGGACAGUUUGGCUUUCUUUGGUUUCUUCUCUGAUGGGCCAAUGCCACCUUCUGCAGUAGAAAGAGGAAGGCACGUUAAACCUGUCAGGACAAGCAGCCACAGAGCUCUCAUUCUGGCCUUCCAGGAUGUUGCAGACACCAUGGAAGAGGAGAAAGGGGACCUAGCCUGGGUCUGCUCUGGUUAAAAAUGUCCAUGGCCUUAUCAGCAGGCCACGUGGCUUAAUUCCCACACAAUUAGAGAUAGGGGACAGGGCUCGCUGCAAAGAGAAUAGAGUCUGCUCCCUCUUUGAAUUGUUAAAGCUGCUAACACUUUAGGAACCUAGGGUCAGGGGCGGAGGAAGGGGGUGUGGUGGGGGUGGUAUGCCCCGGGUGUCACCACUGAGGGGGGUGACAAAAUGCCUGGUGGCGCUCACCACGGGGCUUGCAGCACGCCCGAGCCACGCGUCUUUCCUGGGAGUGACAGGGUGGCUUGGGUGCCAGGCAGACUCCUCGCUGCCCCAAAUGGUCCACUAGCCGCCCCCCCCAGCUGUCAGGUAGAUGAGUGGGAGGAGGCAGGCAGACUCCUCAGGGGCCUCGCGGAGCUUCCUACCCCGGCUGGCCCCACCCCACUGGUGGCUGGCCCCGCCCCUGGGCGCAGGGCACGCACACUGCCACAGGCGCCUGAUUGGCUUGCUCCGCCACUGCCUGGGAUGCUCCGCUUAUACCAAGUCAUAGCACUGGUCCAUCUUACUUAUUAGCUCAACGAGUUUAAAGUCUGCUUCAGUAGCAUAAAACCAACCAUGUGGUGCACAGGUGAAAGAAAAAUACAGCGCAGAAACACUCUGAGAACAAUAGAUCAAAUUGACAAACUCUAAAACAACAAAACCACCCGAAACAGGUUUAAGCAUUUUGUCAAAUUGAAAACUGAUCUUCCAUAAAUGGCUGCCACACGUGAUUACAGAAAUCAGCAUGCUCACAGGUAAAAAUGAAAUCCUGGGUCCUAGAUGACAUAUUUUGCCUGUUUUUGACAAAGGUAAAGCAGAUCUUCUUCAUUUACCUUCUGGUAGCUGUUCAGUUAGUAUCCACUCAAGACUGGAGAGACUCUUCAUGCGAUGCGCUAGGCAGUGCUUUUUUUCCUUUAAAAAAUGUUUAGGGGUACUCUCAUUUUGACUCAAGAAAACCACCAUUUUAUAGUUCAAAUCAGGAAAAGUAAAGGGACAAAAGUACAAAAUUCACAAAAUGUUUAGGAGUAUGCGUACCCCUGCGUCCCCCCAGGGAAAAAAGCACUGGCCCUAGGUAACUGGUUCAAGGAAGUUAUGUUCAUUGCUGUGUCAAAGAAAUUGACACGUGAUGGUGAUCAUUCUGAUUUCACCUCUAUUCAGGGGUUAUUUAUUAAAUAUAGGACAUCACAAAUUUCAUUGCAGUCAUACCUCAUGUUACGUCCGCUUCGUGUUACGUUCUUUCAGGUUACGUCCCGUGGUGACCCAGAAGUACCGGAAAGGGUUACUUCCUGGUUUCGCCGUUCGCACAUGCACAAAAGCGCAAAAUGACGUCACGCACAUGCACAGAAGCAGUGAAUCGCAACCUGCGCAUGCGCAGACGUGCCACUGCGGGUUGCACUCUUUUCAUGUUGCGAAUGGGCCUCCGGAACGGAUCCCAUUUGCAACCAGAGGUACCACUGUACAAUAGUUAUCAUAGUUAACAUAUAGGUGGUACAUGACACCAGUCAAGCUUGCAAAAUUUUACCAUUUGCCCGACAAUAAAUGUUGGAAAUGUAAUGAGACUGAAGGUACAUUCUUUCACCUUUGGUGGACAUGCCCAAGGAUUAAGACAUUCUGGGAGAUGAUUUAUAACGAAAUGAAAAAGGUAUUUAAAUAUACCUUCCUGAAGAAACCAGAGGCCUUUCUCCUGGGCAUGGUCAGCCAAUUGGUGCCAAAGAAGGAUAGAACUUUUUUAUGUAUGCAACAACAGCAGCAAGAAUACUUAUCGCAAAGUAUUGGAAGACACAAGAUAUACCCAGACAGGUAGCAGCUUUCCAGGGUUUUAGGCAGGGGGCAUUCCCAGCCCUACCUGGGCUUUGAAGUUGUCACCUGACACAGUAAUGACAUCAGAUGAUUUACAGGUGGGUGGUCCCAUCCAUUUGUCAAAAAUGGUCUGUGACCCGGUUCUUGAUCCACCCUGCAAACUGGAAAACAUUCCCUACCUAAAGUGCCGUUUUUGUGCUCUCAAUGACAAGCAGUCUUUGAAAAUGACCCACAAUGCACCUUUCCCCCCUGUUAUCAUUAAGCACACAGAAUACUUAAUAUAAUGAGCCUGUGUGCAGCGGCUUCAGGGAAAGAUAGGUUCAUGCACAAACAGCCUUGCAGAACAAAAACCGGGAGCUUAAUGAGAACGGCAAUACCCCACUACCAAAAGGGGGGGGGAGAGAAAUAAGCUGGUGUGACAAGCCCUGCCCCCAAUUCUAUUUAAAAAGAUUGUUAUAGGCCUAGAAGAAGCUUUUGCAAAAAAACCCCAAAAACCUUGUACUCAUCACAAGUGAGCAUAUUCCUUUAGUAUUUCUUUAUUGGAUUCAUGUCCCACGUUUGUCUCCAAGGAACUCAAGGUAGCAAACAAGAGUCCCCCCCUUAUUUAAUCCCACAACGACCCUGUGAGGUAGGCUAGGCCAAGAGGCAGUGAGUGACCCAAAGUCACCCAGUGAAUUUCAUGGCCAAGUGGGGAUUUGAACUCUGGUCUCUCAGGUGGAGCUGACUUCUCUGCAGGGACAGUAGAAUGUAAGAAUAUCCCCAGUGUAGUAAGUAGAAUGAAAGAGAUACUGGAAGGGUGUGGUCUCUCUGACCUUCCAUAACCGACCACUUCAUUUUCCAACACUGUAUAGCUAAUAAUAAUAAUAAUAAUAAUAAUAAUAAUAAUAAUUUAUUAUUUAUACUCCACCCAUCUGGUUGAAUAUUAAAAACACGAUAAAACAUCAAACAUUAAAAACUUCCCUAAACAGGGUUGCCUUCAGAUGUCUUCUAUAAGUCAGAUAGUUGUUUAUCUCCUUGACAUCUGUUGGGAGGGCGGGCGCCACUACCGAGAAGGCCCUCAGCCUGGUUCCCUGUAACUUGACUUCUCGCAGUGAGGGAACUGCCAGAAGGCCCUCGGAGCUGGACCUCAGUAUCUGGGCUGAACGAUGGGGUGGAGAUGUUCCUUCAGGUAUACUGGGCCAAGGCUGUUUAGGGCUUUAAAGGUCAGCACCAACACUUUGAAUUGUGCUCGGAAAUGUACUGGGAGCCAAUGUAGGUUUUUCAGGACAUGUGUUAUAUGGUCUCGGUGGCCACUCCCAGUCACCAGUCUAGCUGCCACAUUCUGGAUUAAUUGUAGUUUCCGGGUCACCUUCAAAGUGCUCUCACCCAAGUUGCUCACAACCUCCCUGAUCUCCUGGAUUCAAGAUCUUUACCUCACCCAAGUUGCUCACAACCUCCCUGAUCUCCUGGAUUCAAGAUCUUUACCUCAAACAAGAAGAAACAAGCAAAAACUGGAGAAGCCAACAUCACACAUUUCCCCUGUAUGCUUUUGAGUGAUUCUGUGGAAACAGUCAACCUCUAGUGUGUAGUCAGAAAUAUUCUGCAAGUCAGUCUAUUGGCACAUCUAACAAAUAUUGUUAGAUUGGCACAUCUAACACAAUACUGACUUGGUAUAAUGUAUUUUACAAUGUUCCUAAUGUAUCAGAUGUUUCUGUUAACUGCAAAAGUUUUUUUUCAGAAAAACAUUUCUGCUUUUACAACACGUCAUUGCAGAAAAAUCCAACUAAGUUGUUGUUCUCAAGCUGCCUUUUGCUCUGGUGCCAUGAAGACCUUGUUUAAAUGCUUCUGGAAUCUGCGGCCACCUCACAAUUUGCUCCAUCAAGUCAAAAGACACCUUGCCUCUCCAAUCACCUCACACUAUGAAGCUAUAAACCGGUGUGAACAGGAAGUGCCCAAGUACUUCAAUUUUGCUAGUGAUGUUCUGGACAGGUGGACCCAAGUGGAAAAGGUAUGAAUCUGUCUGCUUUAGGAAGACAUUCAUGGCUGGCAGGAAAACAGGAUAUUGAUGCUACUAUAGGUAUGCUUUUAUGAUCUCCGUGGAGUACAGGGGACCUGUGGCUUUGUUCAGUUACGUGUUCCCCAAACUAAGAGACUGAAGGAAGUCUUGGAUUUGGUCACAAAGGUUAUCUAACUCUAGUCAUUGGUAGGUUUCUGAUCCAUGAUUUCUGUAAGCUCCCUUUAUUUGCCUUGAGUUACCUGGGCUGACUAUGGAGCUAAUUCAGUUGUAGACAGGUAUUGAUGAAUCAACCAGUUUUGAUGUCUCUGACUUCCUUAUUUUUCCAAUUUUAAAUUUCCACAUUCUUGCAACAAUUUGUGAUUGUUUUAAUCCGCACGAAAAUUCAUCAGCAUAAGCCUGCGAAUUUCUCCUAGCAGUGUUUUUUGUGGGGUGCAUACUGGAAAGCUCUUUUACCUAAUGUAAUGCAUGUUGGUAUGUUUAUGAACGAAUGCAUUCUUUGUGCAUAAUUUCCCUUAAUAUAUGUUUUUUUGUACCGUUUGGUUGGAGAACUGCAUCACAAACUUCGGAGAGAUGCAAAUUUCAAAGGAUAACCAUGUUUCAGUUCACAUUUUGGUUCAAAAAGUCCAAAUUAGGUAUUUUCUCAUUAUAAUGCAAACAGAAGUGAAUUCCCCCUCCCAUUCAUUGUGGCAGACCACAUGCUUUGCAUGCCUGAGGUCCCAGGUUGGGAAUGACCUCUGACCUAGGAAUGAUCGCUGUCUGAAACCCAGGAGAGCUGUUGCCAUUCAUUGCAGAGAUUUGUUUCAUAACUUCCCCCUCGACGUCAGGAAUAGUUUUAGCAACUCCUCGUAGCAACUUCACCGAUGAAAGGAAAGCUGCAGGCGGUAAAUGGGGGAGAACAAAGACAGGAACCUUUCCUCUCUUGUUGCAAACGCCGUCACUGGCAAGACCAGGCAUAGGCAAACUCCGGCCCUCCAGAUGUUUGGGACUACAAUUCCCGUCAUCCCUGACCACUGGUCCUGUUAGCUAGGGGUAAUGGGAGUUGUAGUCCCAAACAUCUGGAGGGCCGGCGUUUGCCUAUGCCUGGGCAAGACGUUACCUUUUCCUCUCAACCAGAAGAAGCAGAGACAGAAGCAGAAACUCUAGGCAGUUCAGCAACUAACUGGAGAGUAUCCCGUCCAGCAAUUAAAUCAAAAAGAUACAAACAAACAAAACGCCAAGUGAAGGGCGACUCCCAACACACAUGCAGGCUCACCGCAGCCAAAACAGAUGAUAAGAUUUAAAAAGUUAUUGAUAAAAAACAACAACGGUACACGGGUGGCGCUGUGGGUUAAACCACUGAGCCUAGGGCUUGCCGAUCAGAAGGUCGGCAGUUCGAAUCCCCGCGAUGGGGUGAGCUCCCGUUGCUCGGUCCCUGCUCCUGCCAACCUAGCAGUUCGAAAGCACGUCAAAGUGCAAGUAGAUAAAUAGGUACCACUCCAGCAGGAAGGUAAAUGGCGUUUCCAUGCGCUGCUCUGGUUCGCCAGAAGCAGCUUAGUCAUGCUGGCCACAUGACCCGGAAGCUGUAUGCCGGCUCCCUCGGCCAAUAAAGCAAGAUGAGCGCCGCAACCCCAGAGUCGGCCACGACUGGACCUAAUGGUCAGGGGUCCCUUUACCUUUACCUAAAAAACAACAACAUGCAGUUGCUUACAGUAAUACAACCAAAUAAAAGAAAGAAAUGGUUUUGGAACAAUUAGGACUUCAAAAGGUCUUUAAAACGAUAAAAACUUGAGCAAGCUGCGGAGCUAAAAACAAACGGUGCUCACCCGAAAGGACCCCUCAGGGAUGAGCCACACCAAUUCAUUGUAGACAAUACCAAGCUAGAUGGGCCCAUGAGUUGACUCAGUAUAAGACAGCUCCCUAUGAUGACUGCUUCCAAGGCAAGUCUAUUCCUAGAGUACUCCUGCCUGCUCUUUCAUUCCCUUACCUUUCCCUGUUGGUCAUAAAAUCCUAUCUGAUUGGUGCAUGUGCUUGGCCCUGUGGAUUAGGCAUCAUUUUUAGUUGUCUUUCAUCUUAUUAUAGCUUUUUGGGUUGUCUGUUAGGAGGGAAAGAGAUCUCCAUACCCAGCCUUCUGGUGGGUGGACGACCAGAGCAAAGAGGUGAAGUGGAGCUUUGAGGAACUGGGAGUCUUAUCCCGGAAAGCUGCCAACAUGCUCCUUGGUCCAUGCGGCUUGCAAAGAGGUGACCGGAUCAUGACAGUUCUACCCCGGAUUCCAGAAUGGUGGCUACUAAGCGUGGCUUGUAUGAGGACAGGUUAGUCAAUAUUAUGGGCAAGAAAAGAGUCAUUAGUGUUGGGUGGAUUUGGAGGGCAGGAUAGGAUAUUGUUUUAUUAUUUAUCCUUCCUCUUAUUUGUGUGAGUCCAAUGUUUAGUUAGGGACGCGGGUGGCGCUGUGGGUAAAACCUCAGCGCCUAGGACUUGCCGAUCGCAUGGUCGGCGGUUUGAAUCCCCGCGGCGGGGUGAGCUCCCGCCGUUCGGCCCCAGCUCCUGCCCACCUAGCAGUUCGAAAGCACCCCUAAGUGCAAGUAGAUAAAUAGGUACCGCUUUAUAGCGGGAAGGUAAACGGCGUUUCCGUGUGCUGCUCUGCUGCCGGCUCGCCAGGGCAACUUCGUCACACUGGCCACGUGACCCGGAAGUGUCUGCGGACAGCGCUGGCUCCCGGCCUCUAGAGUGAGAUGAGCGCACAACCCUAGAGUCUGUCAAGACUGGCCCGUACGGGCAGGGGUACCUUUACCUUUACCUUUAAUGUUUAGUUAGCAGAGCUUAAAAUUUAGCAUCCCUUUGCAGCAUCAAAUGUAGAAAUUUCUGGGACAAAGGUUGCUUAACCUUAUUAGUAAUUAUCCAGGAUGCUUUAGCAGACUAGAUCUUCCCAUUUUAUCCCUUUCAUUUGGUUUAAAUGUAAUGUAAUGUAAGAAUAAAAUUACUGUUCACUUACAUAAAGCUUCAGACUUGAUUCAGCGGUAAGCAGCAGUGAAAAACAAACAAGGCAGAAUAUACAGUGGUACCUCAGGUUAAGUACUUAAUUUGUUCUGGAAGUCCGUUCUUAACCUGAAACUGUUCUUAACCUGAAGCACCACUUUAGCUAAUGGGGCCUCCUGCUGCUGCCGUGCUGCUGGAGCACGAUUUCUGUUCUCAUCCUGAAGCAAAGUUCUUAACCUGAAGCACUAUUUCUGGGUUAGCGGAGUCUGUAAGCUGAAGCGUAUGUAACCUGCGGUACCACUGUACUUCUAAUUUACAAAAUACAUGGUUGAAAUAAAAAAUGGGGUCUAGUAACAUCCUUUCUCUGUUGGCUACAUGGUGAAGAAAGAAAACUGAGCUCUGAGCAGGAAGGAAUAAUAAUAAUAAUUUAUUAUUUCUACCCCGCCCAUCUGGCUGGGUUUCCCCAGCCACUCGGGGCGGCUUCCAACAGAAGGUUAAAAAUACAUUUAAGGAAGUAGUAACGAUUAUUUUCCUAUGUUUACUUUUCCUGCCAGGGCAAGCAAAGGAUGUGACCUCACAGAGCCCCAUCUCUAGGAAUUUACAGGAGAAACUCCAUGUGUCUUAACCCUUUGCUUAUCUAGCAACAUAUGAAAUUUUAUUUCGGCUGCGACAUUAUUUCCCAGAAUAAGAACAUAAGAUGAGUCUGCUAGAUCAGGCCAAUGGCUCAUCCAGAUCAGUGUUCUGUUCUCACAGAGGCCACCCAGAUCCUUGUGGGAAAUCCUUAAGCAAGACCUGAGCACAAGAGCACUCUUCCCUCCUGCUGUUUCCAGCAAGUGGUAUUCAGAAGAAUUCCUGUCUUUGACUGCAGAGGCAGAGCAGAAGCAGCUCUAGAUAAACCUUUUAGAAGAAGGCUUGGAAGGCUUUAAAAGGGACUUAGUCAAACACAUGGAGGAUAAGGCUAUCAAUGGCUAUUAGCCCUGACGGUUUUGUACUACCUUCAGGUAUCAGAGGCAGUAUGCCUCUGAAUAACUGUGGCUAGGGAUCAUGUGUGGAAGAGAAUUAUUACACUCUGUUUAUGGGUGUGCUGGGCCCAGGGGUAACCCAAGUAACGCGGUCCAGGUCCAGUCCUGAAUCCAAGGAUUCCGCGAGGAGUCAGUCCGACAGGACCAAGGCAGGACACGAGGCAGGAAACCAGGCAAGGUCAGGCACAGGAUCACAGGCAGGUUCUGGCAAACAGCAAUGUUGUUCCCGCAACCCAGGGCGCGGUCCAACAGCCUUUUAUCUCUGUCGGGGUAACGGCCGGUCCUGAUCUCCCAGUGACUCACCUCCCUGUCUCGCCCGAAGGCGAGCACUCCUCCUGCGAGUACUCAGGUCUCUCCUUCUCUCAGACCUGAGUCUCUGCAGCUCGGGAGAUGUCGGUGGGUUACUAGACCCAGAGGCCACCUCAGCCUCUCCUGACCCAACUGGUAGUAGAGCAGCUGCACGUGAUUGCCCAGCAGAGGGCAACGAGGUAAUCCCCGCAUCUGGAGCCAGGGCAGGAUCAGGCCCCUGACUCGGCCCAGCUGGUGCUUGUUGCAGGGGAACUUGUGCAGACUGGGGCUCUUCAGAAUCAGGCCCCAGACUAGGUUCAGAUGCCACCUGAGGCAAAGGAUCCGGUGCGGACUGAGACUCCUCUGGCUCCGAGUCCGAGUCUGAGUCCCAGGCCAUCACAAUGGGCAUCCUAGAGACAUCUGGUCAGCCACUGUGAAAACAGUAUGCUGAUCUAGAUGGACCUUUGUUCUGACCCAGUAGAGCUCUUCUUUAUGUUCUUAUGCUACUGAUUCAUUUAUCUGAGGUUCAGCACACCUGCUUUAACCACCGCAUUAUCCUCGAAUGAGAUACCACUGUGCGUGCAGUUUUUCCAAGCAAGGAGACUUUCUGAGUUCUCUGCUCACUUCAUUGCCUGGUUCCUUUCUAGGCAUUGUUUUCAUCCCAGGGACACCCCAGUUAACAGCCAAAGACAUUUCCUACAGGCUGCAGGCUUCCAAAGCCAAAUGCAUCGUGGUCAGCGACACGCUGGCCCCCGCAGUGGACUCAGUCCUGUCCGAAUGCAAUUUUCUGAAAACCAAGCUUCUUGUGUCUGACAGCAGCAGAGAUGGCUGGAUGAACUUCAAGGAUCUCUUCCAGUAAGUACUGCAAUGGACAGAGCAUGAAACGAGAGCAACCAAUCGCUAUGCUCACUCUGCUAAGAUAUUCCAGGUAUACAACACUUACUCAGUUAUAGUUUCCUUUGGAAGAAAGUCACUGAGGACUCAGUGAUGUUUUGUAACACUGGUAUUUAUUUACCAGCUGGGUGUAGGUGGAAGCAUAGAUAGAACCAAGGGUGGAUAACUAUCUUCAGGCCUAGGGCCAGAUUGACCCACAACAAACCCUUCAGGGGUCAUGUGUUAAGGGGGCUGGAGCUGAAGUGAAAAAGUGGGGAUAGCCAAUUUUAUUUCUUUUUUUUAAAAAAGAACUCAUUUGGGGGAUCAGUAAGAUCACAAAAAUCUUUUGACACCACAGCAAGGACUCUUCAGGAGUGGUUAGUUAAAACAUUUUUUAAAGAUUUUUUUUUUAAUAGACAAAUUUGGAAGAGCUUGACAGGCACAGAAAUCCUUUUGGCACCACAGUGGGAUACCUACGAGAGCACACACUAAAAAUAUAUAAUCCAUUUUAAAUUUAUUUAAAUGGACAAAUUUGGGGGGUCUUUGGAGCAUGCCCAGAAAACUUCUUGGUGGCCGAGAAACUUGGAUGCUGUACAGCAAUCCAUUGGAUUUGUGCCAAGCUGGUAUAGUUUGGGAAGCUUGCCAGGGGGUUUUAUUCAUGAAAUGCAUGUUUCACAUUGAUCCCGUACAAUGUCACUGUUUUUAAGAGCAGCACCUGCCAGCCAUGACUGUGUUAAGACAACAAGCGACGAGCCCAUGAUCAUCUACUUUACAAGUGGGAGCACAGGGUCUCCCAAAAUGGUGGAACAUUCCCACUGCAGUUACGGGAUUGGAUUUACAUCAAGCGGCAGGUAACGCCCAUUGACUUCUUUCAAACUCUUGCGGUGGCAAAACAGUGCAACGCCAUUUUAGAUUAGGGUGCAAAGGGCCCUGACAGGAUUGGAAAGCUUCAGGUUAAGAGGAAGGCAGGUGGAUCAGAAGGAUGGGAGGCUCAAGCGGGGGCACAGGUGCUGGGUUCUGUCCAACUUUUGGGGGGCAGCAGAAGUAUGAUGUCAUGUGACAGAAGGAGGCCUGAUGGGGACUGUCACAUCCACGGGAAGGCUUGAUGAGGCCCAACGUGGCUCUGGCUAGGCCUGACGGGGCAUGGGAUAUUGACAGGGCCCAGUCCCCUGGUUGAAAAUGGGGUGUGUGACUUGGCACCCCCCAGCUCCCCCCUAGAUGGCACCCCUGGGCCAGGUAAAGCAGCAUUGCCCAUUACUAAGGUUGUAAGAUUUCUGUUCUGGACUGUAUUCAGCACUGUCAGCACUGUUUCUCUUGCACUGCAGUUUGGUUUCCCUCCAAUACUGUGUUAUUUGUCUCACUGUCUGGUACUUAAUGCAAGUUAUGUAACUUACAUAAUGUAUGUAACUUUGGCUUAACUUGCAAGGUGCUGGUGGGGGAGAACAGAGGAGCAGGCUCAACCAAUGGUGCAAUUAGAGAGUUUUAGACUUGACUUAGAUUAUGAUGUGUUCCCUGUGGGUCUUCUAUUCUGCUAAGUGGGGCCCUAGACUUCCUCCCCAAAGUCUUACCUGUCAGCAGAGACAAAAGCAUUGCUGGAGGUGAGGAGUUUUCUCUCUUUUAUCCACUCCACUGCCCAUAUGGACUUUACACUUCUCCACCAGCUCUCCCUGUACCCUCUAAAUCAGAUGUGCAACAUCUCUGCCGAGACAUCCUGUAAACUGCUUCCUAGGAUCCUGACUAUCAACAGCCAAUACAAAUGUGUUCUUUCUCACUGAACAGGCACUGGAUGAAUCUGACUCCUUCAGAUAUAUUCUGGAAUACAUCUGACACAGGAUGGGUGAAGUCAGCUUGGAGCAGCGUGUUUGCUCCGUGGAUCAAUGGCUCGUGUGUCUUUGUACAUCACCUGUUGAAAUUCGAACCCACGGUCAUAAUAAAUGUAAGAAUAAAGGCCUGUGGAGUGUAGGUGGGUUGGGGCAUGACCAAAGACUGAAAUUCAGCUCAAAAAGGAUUUAUUGGAUCAUCAGGAACAAGAAGAACAAGAAUGACAAACAGGGACACUUGACCUAGUAUAUAUACCUUAAGCUGGCCCAGGCAAAACACACCCACCACCUGUGAUAGGCUGCCUUAAUGCUGCAAUUAGCGAAUCACAACACUGGCCCUAUCUCAGCAGCGAUUGGCAGCCUGCCAGCUAUUAAGAAUGUCAUUGGAGGGUUUUAGAUGUCUUUUGUUAUGCAGAUGAAGCUCCUGAGCUCCAGGAGGCUUGAAGGCCUAGGCCUGCAUUGCAUUCAUGCAGCCUGGCUUCAGUCUACAAUGCCUGCAUACAUAACAUCCUGCAUGCAGGUCAUAGGUUCACUUUUAAGGAAAGGGUUCAGUUGUAAGGGAUGAGCAUUUCAUGCAAAAAGUUUCAGAUUCAAGCUUUGGCAAAUAUGGAAAAGAUUUCAGUCUGAGGCUCUCAAGAGCCUCUGCCAGGCUAUGUAGGGUCUGUGGACCAGAAAUGAGGAACCUCAAGGUCUGGACCCAAAUAAAGCCCUCUAUGCUUCUAAAGAAGGCCUACCGGACUCCCCCUAGGUCACACCCCUUUCCAAGCCACAACCCUCACUGGUCCGGCUUUGCAGCCUCCUUGACCACUUUUGCCCAGCUAGAAUGUGUCCUUCAACUCUGAUAAUGCCUCUUGAUUCCCUGGACGGAAGAUAGAGAGGGAUAGGUGAGUGUGUAGUAUCUAGAGCUGUGCACUGGGUCCCAAACUGGAUCUUUCUGAUUCUGGUAGACCUCUUUCAGCUGGAUCAGGUUGAGGCAGCAUGGGAUCACCCCAGAUCAGCUCAAGUCCACCCAGAGUGAUCUGGGGCUGUCAAAAGAGAGGUCCACCUGGCAGCAAGGAGAAGGUAAGGAGAUGGGCAAUCAGUCUGUGUACAUUGUUACACUGCAUACCCAUUUUUCUGAUGUUUCUAAAGAGAGCUUCUUUUGAAAGUUCCUUCUGACGUCCCACCGAAAGCUACCCUCCUAACGUUGGAUCUCACCCUAUGCUCCAAAACCAGAAUUUGAGGUUGCAAUAAUGGUUGUGCUUCCAUUGCCUCCGUUCAGACUCUCAACCGAUACCCAAUCACGACUUUCUGCACAGCUCCUACUGCAUACCGGAUGUUGGUUCAGCACGAUCUCACCAGGUACUUUCUAAUGCGUAACUGGAAAUAUGAACACAAGAGAAGAACUGUGAUGAGAAUUGGACGGGUGUCAAACGGUUCUUGUCGUUUGCUCCAGUUGCUCAUCUUUACCACGGAUGGCUGUAGUUCCUAGUAGAUCACUGUCCUUGUUUUAUGGAGGUGGGUUGUUAAAAUUUUGUUAGCCCAUGAGCAUAUUUUGGUGCCGUGCUCUUGCAAGAGCCAAAUGACUCGUGCGAGAGCACAGCACCACUGCCGAGCUCAGCAGCGGCUGUGCUGAAGGGAGGGGCCAUUCUGGGAUCUAAUCGGAAGCCGGGAUGGCUUCUGUAAUUCCACGAUGUCCCAGGAAAACACUUGAAGGGUAUGUGUUUUUACCUUAUUCACACUGUAGAAUACCUGUGUGGGCAGGUAAGGAAAGAUUGUAAUUCAUUUCUACAUUAUUGCAUUAUGGGAGAAAGAGACACUCUUGAGUCAUUGCCUGUAGUUUGAGGCUUGGGGUGUUCUUAGGAAUGGAGCCUGGCCCAUACACCAUGGCAAAUGUUACGAAAACAGAUGCUUAACCUAGUCUAUCAUUUGAAUAAUUGCAUGACUAGAGAAAUUGCAUACUGUUCCCUGCAUAAUCCAUUUGCUUAAUCAAGUUAAGCAUAAUACCACUGCAAAGUGGUUUAUGAAACACAGUCUAAUCGAAUUCAAGGGAUUAGGUGAAAACACCAGCACAAAUCCAGCUGGCUAUAGCUGGUGCUUCUGUAGCAGGUGUGGGGAACCGACAGCCCUCUAGAUGUUUCGGGAACACAACUGGCAUCAGCCCCAGUGUCCUGCUCUAGGUGAGUCCCAGGUUGCAGGAAACUUUCCAGAUAACCAAGACUGUUGUGGGUAUGGGCAGCAGGAACAUCCAAGGGCCGCCCAAGGUCCAAUUCCAGACAAGCAGUGGUUCCUAGAGGGGCUCAGGCAAGGGUCCAUCUGAGCUCCAGUCUAGGGCAGCAGAGAUUCAAACAAAAACUCAGAUAAGAGGGUAGCCCAAGGUCCAGCUCACCAGCAGCUCAGAUAAAGAACAGGUCAAAGGGUGGGUCAAAUUCCAGGUAAGAAAACAGCUAGCUGUAAAAACAUUGGCAGGACUAUUGUAAUAACCUGCAGUUUUUAAAAUAUAGAUAUAUGAAAAUUGGUGAAUAAAAGAAUGAUUUGAUAUAAUUUAGAAUAUGCAGGUAAUGAUGAUAAAAAAAUUAAUGAACCGCAGAAAGAGGAGGAAGUCGAGUUUUGAAAUGUUUGAUUUACUGUUAAACUACUAUUGAAAUGUAUAUAAAUGAAAACCAUAAAUAUAUGAAGAAAACAGCUAGCUCUGUGUACAACACAACGUGGUGGUAGCAAGACAUUGAGGCGUUAAGUCAGAGAUGCCAUAACCCCAGCCUGGGUCCUGCUGCAGCCUCUUCGAGAUUCUGCAGAGAGACCUACUCAGGAGGAGGGUCCAUGAAUCAAUAGCCCUUUACUCACGAGGAGUCUCCUGCAACCGAGCAUUUCUCAUGGCUGUGGGGGUCUCGGCCUGCCUCUUGAGGUACCAUCACCCCUAGGUCUUGUUCUGCCUCUGGAUCCCAGACUGAGCUCCCUUUCUGCAGGGAGGGGGCCCUGCCAGCCUCCCCCAAGGGUCCCAACUCUUCUGUGGAUAUUGUUCUGGGCUAUUCCUGAGUUUCUGGGGCUCCGGAUCCUCCUUGGUAGAGGAGUCAUCUGGUGAGGGCAUGGGACCCAGCAAGCAGAGCCGAUGAUCAGGGGUGAUGGGAGUUGUAGCAACAUCUGGCGGGCCAAAGCUCCCUCACCCCUGAUCUAUAGGAUUGCUACUGAUGGUUGCCAUUUCUUCUCAAGCUGCAAAUUCAUGAGCCUGAAGCACUGUGUGACAGGAGGGGAACCACUCAUCCCAGAAGUGAUGGAGCGGUGGAAGGCUCAUACAGGGCUGGAUAUCUAUGAAGGCUAUGGACAAACAGAAACAGUAUGUCUGUCUUUGUUAGUGUGUGGUGGUGGGUCUUUCGACAGCAUUCCAUUCUGUCCAAUCUUCUGGGGGGUAAAUUCUAGUGGUGGGCGUGGCUAGGGACAAAAGUGGGCGGAGCAAGGAAUGUAAAUCUUUCUUUUUUCCUGGGCACUAGUUUCUACAUGCACCUCUCGAUCCCCUUUGCUCCUAGACCAAACCUUGCUUGUCUUAGAUUGGUAUGCUGUCUUCUCAUGCCACAGUGAAAACAAUCUCCUCCCUCUCCAAAAUCACCCCAAAUUUCAUUUAGUUGUAUUGUGCUCUCUCGAUCUCUCUUUCUCUCCUGCUUACAGGUAACAAUAUGUUCCAAUAUAAAGGGAAUGAAAAUCAAACCGGGCUCACUAGGAAUGGCUUCUCCACCAUAUGAUGUCCAGGUACAAACUUAAAUUUACCAGAAUGGUGUCCAUCGAAAGGCUUGAAGAAAACAGAGAAUAAAUAUUCUUUAUCCUUGUACUUUAAUUCCCUAUAAUUUAUCUGUCGCCAAGUAAAUCCCCAUUAUUAUGAAUUGCGGGGAAGUCCUGUGUGUGCAAGUAAUUUGCUCUUUUCUCAGCUGUGUCCCAGCUGAGCAGUCCAUUUCCCUUGUUCCAAAGAAUUGAAUGGGAAUCAAUGAAAACUGAUUAGCCCCCUCUUUAUCUAAAGAUUCUCAAAUGUUUUCCAUUUCUCAAUAGAAUAUCAUGUACUAGAACUCUGUGAACACACACACACACAAUAUGAAUGCAUUAUAUAUAUAUAUAUAUAUAUAUAUAUAUAUAUAUAUAUAUAUACACACACACACACACACCGUAGAACUUAAUGGGGGCCAUUGAUUACUAAGUCAAUCCUCACUUGCAUAGUUCAGUUUUCCAUCUACAUGUUCCUACUAUUUCCCAUUUCUUGGAGUGUAACAGAACCCUGAGAACAAGCUUUAUCUAUUUUUAUUUAUUCCAUAGAACCUAAUGGGUGCCACAGAGAACCAAGGAUAUGCAUAUAAAUUUUAAAUCAAGGCCUGUCAAUUGAAAUGAUAUGUGCAUUUUGGGAAGCUUCCUUCUGUUGUUUGUUUGUUUGUUUGUUUGUUUCUACAGACUGUAGAUGAUGAAGGCAAUGUUCAACCUCCAGGACAAGAAGGGUACAUUGCGAUCAGGAUCAAACCCAAGCGACCAUUUUGUCUUUUCUCAGGGUACUUAGUAAGUAUUAUCUGAGGUGACGAAGUGGGCAAACUAAGGAAGGAGAAGAAAAUCAACACAUAAGACUCUUGCUACACUUUUCUGUGUAACUUUUUAAGCCAGGGGGAGGCAAAGCUGUACCCUCCAGAUAUUGUAGGUCUUCGACACCCAUCAGCCUCAGCCAGCCUGGCCAGAUGUGAGCUAUAACUCAGCAACAUCUAAAAGGUAUCAAGUUGCCUGCCCCUGCUCUAAUGAAUGAGUUGUACUUCCCUGUUCUUGUGGGAGGAAUGUAUUUUGGGUUUUUAUGUUCAUUUUUGUGUAGUGUUUUCUAAUAAAUAAUAAUAAUAACUCGAUUUGGUGUUCCUCAGCAGGUCUGGUGAAAAUGUUCACCAACAGCUUCACUUGAUCUGGGUUUGCAUUUGUAACAGGGUUUGGUUGUGGUAAGGGAUGGGGGAACGGAUUGGAUCCCAUUCACAUGUAAAGAUGAACCUUCUUCAUUUGCACUUCCCAAAACAAUACCCAAACUGAAACACAGCCAUCCUUUGGAACUUGCACUUUUCUGAAUUUUGCAAUGUCGUGGUAUGUGUACCCCAAAAAAGGGCAUAUACCAGGGUAAAGUGCAUACGUUGGUGGAAAUAACUUACCUAGCUCUGCUAUAUUAAGGGAAAUGGCUUUGCAGGACCUUGGUGCAACAGCCCUUUCCCCAUUUGUGAAUCCCAACAACUGGUAUUCACAGUCCGAUGGUAUUCACUCCUCUGAUGGUGGAGAUGGAAAAUAGCCAUCAUGGCUAAAAUCCGUUCAUAACUUCAUCAUCCAUCAAUUUGUCUAAUCCUCUUUUCAAAUCAUCCACUCUCCCUUUGCAUGGUGGUUUGGUUUAGGGUCUGGUGGAGAGUAUGAGAAAAUAGAGGCAACAGAGAGGCGGAGAUAGGACACACUCAGAUAGGGCAGAGGAGGUGACAGCAUCUGGUCCAAGGACCCUCCAAGAUCUGGAGCUGACACUGUAAUCAACCCAAGAGCCAGUCGCCUUGCUAUUUUAUCUUGAGGCACCAUUACCAAAAGGGACAGAUCAGCAGUCAUUGGUUGAAAUGUUGUCUGGUUGUUGUUGCCAGGAUAACCCUGAGAAAACAGCAGCUAGUGAACGUGGCGAUUUCUAUAUCACUGGAGACAGAGCAAUUAAAGAUGAAGAAGGUUAUUUCUUUUUUGUCGGAAGAUCAGACGAUUUGAUAAAUUCGGCUGGGUAGGUUUGGUUCAGUUGGCUUUUUCAUUUGCUCUGCCACAAAAGGCACGGGACUGACCUCCUUCUGUCUCUUAGGUAUCGUAUUGGCCCGUUUGAAGUGGAGAGUGCCUUGAUAGAGCACCCAGCUGUGGUGGAAUCAGCUGUGGUCAGCAGCCCAGAUCCCGUGAGAGGAGAGGUAACAGAGAUUCAGGCAGCCAACACACUCUGCAACGCACCAUACUCAGGGGGCAAAAGCCACAUGCAGUUUGCUUGCUUGGGGAAAGCGUAAUAAAUCUUGAAACAUGACAGCAGCACUGGCAGUACUGCAUUUCAGGGAUGCUUCUGAGUAGAGGAACUAUGAAAAUUUUCUCAGUGAGCAAACUCACCUUAGCUCAGCUGGGUACAAAUGAAAAGUCGGGGGGGCAGCCCAAUGCAUGAUCUUACCAGGACCACAAUGGGGCCUAAAUAUCUUCCUUUCCCUAGAGAUGCUGCCAACCUCCAUGAAUCCCUAAAUCCUGGUCUUCCCUUCCCUCCAAACAGUUAUAUUUGCUAUGCUCUGGCUAUGGCCAACACAAAAUUAAUCUAUCUUGGCCUGUAGUUCUCCAAGUGAGAAUCCUUCUGUAGAUAAAAUGGCGCAAUCCAUGCUCAAGAGUUGGGGCAGCAGCAGGCUCAGGGGAACCCCCCAAAUUUGCAAUAUUUAGAGGGGAAUUUCCUAAGUGGGGUGAAACUACAUGAGAAUAGAGCGUGCUUAGUGGAUGUGAAAUGCUGGCUGACUGCAGGGGGACGAGGGGAAGGCGGAUUAGAAUGGAGUGUCUUUUGCUACACCAAGCACUUAAUCACACUGAAACCUACUUUUUCUCUCUGAGUCAUUAAAGCACAUACAAUUGGCAUCCUAUAGGUGGUGAAAGCCUUUGUCGUCUUGUCACCUGCCUUUUUAUCACAUGACCCAGAAGAAUUAAUCAAGGAGCUCCAGGAUCAUGUGAAAAAGGUGACUGCUCCUUACAAGUAUCCUAGAAAGGCAAGUAUCUUCCCAGGACCUAACCAGGAAAUGACAGUGUGUGUUGAGAAGUCAAACUUUGGGAAAUCAAGAAGUUGUGUCUCACUUUCCUCUUGGACUGAUGUGAUAUGUGCCCUAGUGGCUUGGUGCUGACUUGGGGGACUUUUCCCUGCUCGUGACUCUAGGUACAGGAAGACAGCAAUGAUUUCACUGGUUCUCUGUAAGUGAUAUUGUGAUAUUGUGAAGCUGCCUUAUCCCAAGUCAGACCAACAGUCUAUCUAUCUUCUCCCGAUUCCUGCAGCCUCUGUUAACUCUGCUUGCUCAGGUCUCCCCUGCCUCCUGCAAACCACAAGAGCAGGCUCCGGCAAAAAUCACAAUGCAGGGAAAACCGGGAAACCAGCCAAUGCCUCUACGUAGCACCCUCCUUAUUUCAGACAUCGUGAGAUAUCAGCAUAUCACGAUGUUUAGCUGAUGAUAUAUCGUGAUGUUGAAAACCAGAUAUUGCCCAGCCCUGUCCAUGGGUACUAGUCAUGGUGGAAGGAUCCUCCUUCCUUGUACUUCAGUAGCAGCAAGCAUCUGAAUUACUAGCUGCAAGGGAACAGAGUGAUUACGCUCCUGUUCUGCUUGUAGGCUUUCCAGAAGCAUCUGGCUGCCACCAUGAGAAAGAAGAGUCUGGACUGCAUUGGCUUUCAGUCUGAUCCACUAGGGCCCUUAGAUCUUCAGAGGCCCUUCUCCAGGUCCCUCAUCUGAGGAAGGCUUGGAGGGUAGUGACAAGCGAAAGGGCCUUGUCAGUUGUGGCUAUUCAACUGGCUAUUCAACAAAGGAGCCAGUGUGGUGUAGUGGUUAAGAGCGGCAGACUCGUAAUCUGGAGAACCGGGUUCGCGUCUCCGCUCCUCCACAUGCAGCUGCUGGGUGACCUUGGGCUAGUCACACUUCUCUGAAGUCUCUCAGCCUCACUCAGCUCACAGAGUGUUUGUUGUGUGGGAGGAAGGGAAAGGAGAAGGUUAGCUGCUUUGAGACUCCUUCGGGUAGUGAUAAAGCGGGAUAUCAAAUCCAAACUCUUCUUCUUCAUCAUCAUCUGUGGAAUGCUGUCUCCAGCAAUGUCCAUCUGGUGCCUUCACUGACAUAUUUUCAGGGCCAGGUCAAGCCUUUCCUUUUUCCAGCCAGGCCUUGGGAUAGACUGUGAUGCUGUCCUUUUCUUCCCAGUGUGCUACCAAAGCUUCCUCCAGCUGUUACAAGAGUUGUUUUGCUAGCUUUGUAAGGUACCAUAUAUUUAUAUUAAUUUUUGUAUGCCUGUUAAUUUGCUUGGAGGCCUUCAAGUAAUGAACAAGUCUAAUGAAUAAUAACAAUGAUCGUAGACUGGAGAUGUUUUCGGGGUGUUGUUGUUUUUGGCUGGAAGAAGCCAUUAACUUGACACUUCCACUCACAUGAAAAACACUAAACUCUUGUGAGCCAUGGUAACGUGACUGCAAUAAAUGACGCCAAUGUCUUUUACUUUGCUAGGUCGAGUUUGUCCAAGAACUGCCAAAGACAGCUGCAGGGAAAAUGCGAAGGAACGUUUUGCGGAAAAGAGAGUGGGGGACUGUCUAGCUUUGGAAGGACAUUUGCAUAUGCAGAAUCGUCCUGCAAUCAGCUGUUUGCUCUGACGAUGGAGAGUUUCCCCAUCUUGCCUUCAUACCCUAAUCUAUUGCUAAGUUCUGAUAUCUCAAGGAAAGGGAUUCGAGCUGUCCAGCAACAAUAACUAUACUUUCUCCUAAGUUUGCUUCUCUUCUGUAAUGAGUAUGAGUUACUCGUGCGUAAACUGGUGCCUCUCUAGGCUAAUUUGCCUUGUUAAACCUUUCUGGCUGCACAGCCCUUUCUCAUCGUGGCUGCCUCAGUCGCUGGCAGAAUCCGUCAGUGGGCGUUUCUUGAACCUCUUCCAACAUAAAAGUUGUUUGACACCCAGUCUCCUCCUCCUCUCACUGCGCGGGAGUCUUCUGCGCAGGGAGGGCAUGGGUAGCGGAGGAGCGGUGCCCUCCCCACUGAGGUCCAGUGAAGAGUCCUGGAGCCCUCUCUCCGAUUCCCCCAUCUGCCCCCCUUUAUUCCUGGUUUUGCGCUGAUUUGCUUCCCCCUCUACUGAGCUGUUUCUCCCCCUGCUGCUUGGUCCUUCGCCAGCAUCAUCUAGGAGCCUCCCCUUCGCCUCUCGCUCCGAUGUCAGUUCCCUGACAUCUUCAUAUGAAUAUCUCAACAUUCCACCAUUCUUCUUGGCUUUACCUUUUCGGCAUGACUUUCUAUGCCAAAAUACCAGCAUGCUUUCUCAGCAGGCCAACUGUUUUGAAAAGGCAUGAGCCUUAAAAUGAGCAGAGAGUGUCACUUCACAACUCUUCACAGCAUGGACCCAUGAAAAAGAUGGGCAAAUUGCCAUGUGAAACGCCUGUGAUUUUCCAGGUUGUCGGGCUGCAAAUUGAUUUUUUUUCUAGACCCAAAUAACACGGAAAUGAGCAUGAAACCUACACUACAUUCCAUUCCUUUAGUUCUCCAGAACUGCCUUUCUACAUCUUGUGAAAGCUCAAAUAUAAUGUGCAAAAUUGCAGUGAGAAUGCAGCCUUUGUUGCCAAAGUGAACCUGCAAUACAUCAGGAAUUCUUCACCGUUACAUGUUUAUUAUUAUUAUUUCCUGUGGCCCUUCAGAUGAAGUUGGUGGAUUCCAUCUCCCAUCCAUCACAAGACAGCAUGGCUAAUGGUUAGAAAAGAUGGGAGCUGUAGUCCAGCAACUUCUGGAGAGACCCAGCCAUGUAGAAUGCAAUGGAUGUGUAGUUUGCUACAGCUUGCAGUUCUUCAGCUCAUUCUAGCGAUGGGCAAAUUUGUUCAUUCUGGUUUCCAGUUUUUCCAAUCUUAAAUCGGUUUCUAGAUUAGUUUGUCUUAGUCUGCCCAAAAAUCCAUAGGCAUUCCUGCCGGCAUUUCUCCUAAUAGAUGCAUUUAUAGAUUUUUGCAAACCAUUUCCCAUAACAUCACAAAUUUUGGGGUAUUGUUUUCAUGUGCGCACUUCUAGGUGCAUCUAUGUACACAUUCUUUGGUUGGAAAACUUCAUUGCAAAAUUCAGUAAAAUGUGGAUUUUUAAAGGAGAGCUGCAUUCCCCCCCCCCAAUGUAUUGGUUUGGGAAGUGCAAAUCUGGUAAGUUUGUAUUAAAAUAUGAACUGAACUAAUCUCUAUCCCAUCCCCAAGUCAUUCAUAUAUUUCCCUUCCUUUGUGUUGCUGAGGAGCAUGGUUGCACAUGGUUGUAAAGCAAGAUGAGCUCCGCAACCACAGAGUCGUCUGCGACUGGACUUAACUGUCAAUGGUCCUUUAUUAAAGGACCCCUGGAUGGUUAAGUCCAGUCAAAGGUGACUAUGGGUUUGCAGCACUCAUCUCGCUUUCAGGCCGAGGGAGCAGGCGUUUGUCCAUAGACAGCUUUCUGGGUCAUGUGGCCAGCAUGACUAAACCGCUUCUGGCACAACGGGACACCGUGAUGGAAACGGAAAUGCCGUUUACCUUCUAUUCACAGCAGUACUUAUUUAUCUACUUGCACUGGCAUACUUUCGAAUUGCUAGGUUGGCAGGAGCUGGGACAGAGCAACGGGAGCUCACCCUCUCGUGCUGAUUUGAACCACUGACCUUCUGAUCAGCAAGCCCAAGAGGCUCAGUGGUUUAGACCACAGCUCCACCUGCUCCCUUAACACUCAUCUAAUCAACAUACAACUGGCCCAUCCCUUUGUUACAUCUCAGUAAUUUAACCAAAUGCAGCCAGAGGAGACAAGACACCACUGAAUGCCAAAGUUCAUGGUGACAUCAGAGCAAAUCUGUCGCUGUUGCAAAAUACCCUUGCCCAGUGCGAUAGGCUGUGAUCCUUCUCAUCGUAUAUACAUAUAUUGAAGAACAUUAGUUCUUUGCACUGUUUUGCAGAAACACUUGGGUCGGAAAUGCCACAUAGCCUGUGUAUAUUUCCCUUGCAUUCUGCCAACCAUAAUUUUAUAAGACAUUAAUGUACACGAAACUUUUAUGUUAUGCUGCCCACUGUGCAACAUAUUUGCAGAGCUGACCUUUGCAUUUCUUCAAAGGAAAGAGUUUUUUGAUUGUACCAAAUAAAUAAUCACUGGAAA